AUGAGUGUGCGAAGAAGUGGGAGAAGUGGAAGAAGUGAGAAGACAAUGGAAAGCGAAUACGUGGUAGUAUUGGAUCCAAACAAAGACAUGGACCACGAGUUUGAAGCAGAGGUGGGCCACAGAGCGGCCAAAGAGUUUGCUUUUAAGUUGGAUUGGUUUCAAAUGCAAGCGAUUAUACAUCUGGAGAGACAUUCAAAUGUGUUGGUGUCGGCGCACACCUCCGCCGGCAAGACUGUGGUCGCCGACUACGCCAUCGCUAUGGCCUUCCGCUCAAGUUGGAUUGCGAUUAUACAUCUGGAGAGACAUUCAAAUGUGUUGGUGUCGGCGCACACCUCCGCCGGCAAGACUGUGGUCGCCGACUACGCCAUCGCUAUGGCCUUCCGCUCCCACUCCCGCGUCGUCUACACCUCUCCUAUUAAAGCACUCUCUAAUCAAAAGUACAGAGACUUCAAGAAGGACUUCGGAGAUGUAGGACUUCUCACAGGCGACGUUCAGAUCGACACCGACUCCAAGUGUCUGAUAAUGACGACCGAAAUAUUGCUGCAAAUGUUGUACAACAGGUCGGAAGUGAUCGAUAAGUUAGAGUAUGUGGUGUUUGAUGAGUGCCAUUACGUGAACGAUCCCGAAAGGGGUCACGUCUGGGAAGAAGUGUUCAUUUUGUUGCCACAAGAGUGCAGUUUAGUGUUGUUGUCGGCAACGGUUCCAAAUGUGGUUCAGUUCGCCGAUUGGUUGGGACGCACGCGACGCAAGAAGACAUAUGUGGUGUCCACUUCGAAACGACCCGUUCCUCUACAACACUAUCUAUAUAUGGGAAGGGAUGGCAAGUCUAAGAACGAUAGACAUAUGAUUGUUGAUGAAAAUGGACUUUUUAUUAACGAUAAUUACAAGAAAUGCGAGCAAAUUAUUGGAGACUAUAAACUAAAAUGUCCUCAAACUGAGCGACAAAUCUAUUUAAAUUUGAUCCGACAUUUGGAAGAGAAGGAUCAAUUGCCGGCCAUUUUAUUUACAUUGUCUCGUAAUAGAUGUGACUCUAAUCUUGAGAAUCUGAUGGCAAUCAGUUCCGACUCAUUCCGAUUGAUUAAUAAGGCAGAAGAGGCCAGAAUUCAUAACUUUGUUUGGUAUCACUUGAGACGACUUAAGCCUUGCGAUCAAAAGUUACCACAAAUAGUUAGAACAGUAGAAAUGCUUAAAAGAGGAUUAGGUGUCCACCACUCAGGAGUGCUUCCAAUCCUUAAAGAGUUGACAGAGAUUUUGUUUUCUGAGGGAUUGAUCAAAGUAUUGGUGGCAACCGAGACAUUUGCGAUGGGUGUGAAUAUGCCGGCCCGCACUGUGGUCUUUGACUCGAUUGACAAACACGAUGGUAACAAUUGGAGGGAUUUAUUGCCUUCGGAGUACAUCCAAAUGGCCGGUCGUGCGGGCCGUCGCGGCAAAGACUUGAACGGCACUGUUAUCAUUCUGUGCAAGUAUGACAUCCCUGACUCUCCCCGUCUCACUCGUAUGAUUCAGGGGUCGGCAAAUCAGUUGGUCUCUCAGUUCAGACUUACUUAUCAUAUGAUCUGUAAUUUACACAAAACUUGCAAAUCAGACGAAACAGAUAUUGAAAAGUUUUUGGAGCGCUCUUUCGGUGAACACAAUCGUCUCAAACAAUCAACAGAUGUGAUGAAAGAGUUGGAUUUGUUGAGACAGCAAAUCGAGACAUUUGCCAUUCAACAAUGCCCUCAAUGUGCAGAUAUAGAUACUUUUUGUAGGCUCUUUGACCAAUAUGUCGAGUGCUUGCAAGUAGUUAUGCCUUCAAUAUGUCAGAGAGCUCUCGAAAAAGGGAAACUAAAUAUCGGACGCAUUAUAGCUGUUGUUGGCAAUGAAAAUCCAUUUGAAACUGCAAUCGUUGUUAGAGUUAAUAAAGAUAAAUACAAUCAAAUAUCAAAUUUGACUGUACUUUCAUUGGCACUAAAUGGUGGCCCA
Messenger RNA from Medioppia subpectinata, 1962 nucleotides. NCBI's taxonomy places the organism in Eukaryota, Metazoa, Arthropoda, Arachnida, Sarcoptiformes, Oppiidae. The record is from the annotation of a GenBank genome assembly.